AGACAAAAAGGUGAACUUCCAUGUCUAAUAACUCUUUGUCUCUCUUCUAGCAAUAUUCUGAAAGGUUGUGGUCAGGUGAAGAGCGCCGAGACUUCUCACACAACCAGCCUGACGAUGUGACCAAAAUUCCCCCUCACUGCUUCCUCCCCUCAAGUCCUCUCCAUGUCUUCAUCUUCUCAGUCAUUUCCAUACCUAGGAAAAUACACUGUUUCAUCAACCUGGAGACUCCUGCAAACCACCAUAUACCUAUUGAUCAUCAAUAUCAUCCUCUCAUUUAUCCAGGCAGUCAUGGCCCGCCGUCCUGCAGCACCACCUUCUUCUCCUAUCCACACUACCGUGGACGAGACGAUCUUAGCCUACAACAAUACCCCAGAGGAGCGAGAUAUGCAUACAUUCGAGGAUCUUUGCGAAUCACGCAUUGACAUCCUCCAUGCCCAGUACAAUCUAGUCAAAGACACCCUGCACAAAGCAAUGGGCGUCGCAGACAUGUGGUGGGCAGCAGAGAAAAUCAACGAUCUCGAGUUACAGGAAACGCUCGGUUCAAAACUCAUUGAUGAGAUCAUUCUUCCUUACUUCACGAAAGUCCGAGCCCUUGUCGAUGAACACGAAGAUCGUUUCAGUGAAGAUGGUGUGCUCCUGGAGUUUUCCGAAUACUGCGCGGAUGCAGUCUCGCAAUGCUUCACACCGAUCGAGGGUUAUGAUUAUAAGCAGGUUUUUGUCGAAAAGGAGGUAGCCGAAAUCUGUACCGCACUCACCCACUAUCGGAAGGAGUGGGGACGAAAGAUUUUCCUGGAGAAGGGAGUCCGCAAUCGCCGGUGGGAGCGAAUCCUUAAGAAGCCUGCAGAGGCUCUUACUGUCACCACUUGGUCUUUAUUGUGGGCUAGACAGGAGAAGAAAGAGGAUCAAAAACUAUGGGUCAUCACACCACUAGAAGACAUUGAGUGGCACCAGCGAGAUGCAUUCAACAGGAUCAAAAACGAACGACUCGCCGUCCAUCAGAGGAAGAUGGAACUCGCGGAAGAUUACUGGGAUUGGAAACUUGAUCUUGAGGACAAAGAGAAUCUCCUCGACAACGCGGCAGAUGAUGAUGACUGGGCCGCUGUCUUCGAUAACUCUUCGGUGAAAAGCUUCGAGUUAGUGAUUCGAAAUACCAAGUUGCACCUCAUGAAAGAUUUUAAUAUCUUCAAUUUCCGCUUCCUGGGAACCCUCACCGAUAAAAUCGCCUUUGAGGAGUAUCUGUAUUCGAAGAGACCGCUGGACAUGAGAAAAACCAGCUGGCCUGGGUUCGUGAGAUACAGGUUGAAGAAGUUAGAGGUGGAAAAGGGACGUGAUGAAAAGUUGGAAUUCGUCCCGGUGAAUGAUACUGGUGAGUAAUUAGACUUUACUCUCACUCUAGCCUCAUUUGACUUGAGUAGAAUGAUUUGUAAGUGAGAAAGCGACUCUCAAUAUGCUCUUCAUCUCCAGAUGUCGAUUCCAGCAACUGUCGAAUGGGCAGUUUGAUGAAGCGCCUGAUUUUCAAUCAAGUAUUUGUUGGGUGAGCAAUCACCCAAGCAAUAUUGUUGAAACAAGUUAAUAGUCUCGGCAGUUUGACCUCUUUCUGAUCGUUUCUAAAAUGAAUUUGAAGUG
Molecule: messenger RNA, 1626 nt
Organism: Talaromyces stipitatus ATCC 10500
Lineage: Eukaryota; Fungi; Ascomycota; Eurotiomycetes; Eurotiales; Trichocomaceae
Exons: 2
Coding region: 163-1374 (403 amino acids)
Source: RefSeq, a predicted model, not a curated record